UCUUCUUUUUGGAUUGCGAAGGGGGAAUUACGUGCUGCAAUCAAGGCUCCCCGAAUCACUUCCACGAAUCUCAUUAGUGUUAGAGGAACUAUCGAAAGGUAUAAGAAAGCAAGUGCUGCUUCCUCAAACACAGAAUCUGUAUCUGAAGCUAAUACACAGUUUUAUCAGCAAGAAUCAUCCAAAUUAAGAAGACAGAUUCGUGAUAUUCAAAAUCUAAAUAGGCACAUCCUUGGUGAAGCUCUUAGCUCUCUGAGCCUCAAGGAACUAAAGAACCUUGAGAGUAGAUUGGAGAAAGGUUUAAGCAGAGUUCGAUCUAGAAAGGUAUAGAUAUUAUAUAUAAUUAAUAACUAAUGAUCACAAUUAAUUUAGGCCAUU
This is a messenger RNA of Arachis ipaensis, 375 nucleotides long. The record is from RefSeq and is a predicted model, not a curated record. NCBI's taxonomy places the organism in Eukaryota, Viridiplantae, Streptophyta, Magnoliopsida, Fabales, Fabaceae.